AACCGCUUAAGGACCAGAAUAGGUACUUAACAUUUGAUAUUAAAGCCUAUCGAAGUACAUUGAGAUAAAUGAACUAUGUGGUUCGUAAUUUUAUUAGUGUACAUGCUGAAAGCAUCAUCUGCUGUGGAACCCUCUUGCCAGGUUUGUUCGAAGUUUGAUUACGAAAGGCUGCUUGAACGCGUGAUCCGGAAUGAGUUGACACUGAAGGACACGCUGGACAAAAUAACGAAAACAAACGCAAAAGUCGAGGAAACGUUGAAAAGAAUUGAAACAGAAAAUGCGAAACUUAACCUCGCAAUGCAAGGACUAGAGGAGAAGAAGAGGACUAUUGAUGAUAAAAUUGACGCCCUCGUUGACACUGGGGCCAAAAAUAUGUCUGAAGCAGUUGCAGAAAUGAAAACAGCCGUCCAAUCACUAGUUAAACAGACCGCGCAGGAAUGGGAUGUUAUGAAAGAAAACAGUUCGGUGCCACAUGUUAUGUUCCAUGCUCGACAAACCACUACUGGUCAACGCUCAUACACUACAAACCAGGACGUUGUGUUCCCGACAGUCCUGAUCAACGAUGGUGGAUGGUAUAGCCCUAUCACUGGGCACUUCACAGCGUCCGUUGCGGGGGUGUACAUGUUCAUGGUGCAGUUCUGUCCGUAUUUGCACAAAUGGGCCUACCUGGAAAUUGUCCAUGCAGGUAGAGCUUUACAGAGUUCAGGACACAAGGGUGAAGAUGUUAUAGUUUGUGUCAGCAUGCAGGCCUUUGCUAAGGUUGCUAUUGGAGACGAGGUCUGGGUGCGAAUUUCAGCUACUAGUGAGAUCUAUCAUGAUGACACCAGAUCGACAAGCUAUGCUGGGCUUUUGAUCAGCCUUUAAAUACUAAUGAACUGUCUACGCGUGACAAUAUAUUUCUGGCAUAUGUAAAAUAAUUAAUUCAGUUCUUUUCAGUUGCGAUAUCUAACCAUUUUUCACUUUUUAU
This is a messenger RNA of Dreissena polymorpha, 967 nucleotides long. RefSeq lists its product as uncharacterized. The record is from RefSeq and is a predicted model, not a curated record. The transcript is spliced from 2 exons. Bases 76 to 864 code for a protein of 262 amino acids. NCBI's taxonomy places the organism in Eukaryota, Metazoa, Mollusca, Bivalvia, Myida, Dreissenidae. Gene Ontology annotation, molecular function: protein binding.